GGGUGCCCAGCCGUUACAGACAUGAACGAGACAGAUAGCCAGCGCUGGCUUGGCUCGAUCCCCUCUCUCGCACGCCGCACGCCGCCGCCGGGGCCGUACGUCACUCCUGCCGCCGCGAGACUCCUCCGCGCCCCCCAGUCGCAAGCGACCCUGUCCCGCUCUCUCCUCCGACUCCGGUAGCGGACGCGCCUCCACUGCUAGGCCGGCCGCCUCCCGUCGCGACUCGCGAGCGACCCUGACCUGCCCUCUGCCGGGUGUCCGAGGCGGCGGAGGCCUGCGAGCUCCGGCAGGCACCUCUGCGCCGAGCGCCUCCUGCACCCCGCCUCGAGGGCGCCGUCCACAUCGUUGUUAAACUACGUACGCCCUCAGUUCUUCACAGCGCUCUUGUUUAUAGUUGUUUUGUUUUGCUAGCAUGGCUGUCUGCCUGUCUCAGCUUCUGUGUAUGUUAGUGUCACCUGAUGCAAUCAAAUAUUCGAAACAGUUUGGAACAUGAGAAUUAACCUGCAACACUUUAGACAUUCACUUUUGAGUUUUGACACGAAUGACGGAUUUGAUAAAUCCGGCUACCGGAGGUUGGGACGAUCAGCUACUCCACGGCUGCUUCCUAUACUUUGAUAUGAAUCAGAUCUUGGCUCUAACUAAUGACUAUGGUGGCUGAAGUUGCGGCUGUAAUCGCUAUGGCAACUGCAAAGCUUGGAAGAACGGCGAAACCUGGCGGCGAGCUGGGUCGGUUGGGUUGCGGAUUGCGAGCGCCGCGGUGGCGGAGCAGGCAGAUGCCUAACCUGACCUGUAAGGAGGGAGCUCCAAAUCGUAUCUCAUCACCGCUUUUAGUAAAGAAAGUCUAGUUUAUUUUAAAGGCUAAAAUCUAAUUGUAGUGUUCCUCCCUGCUUUUGGUGACUAAAUUACCCUACAUCAUUUGGCUGCACACGUAUAUGCUGCUGCUUCAAGCACUUUGCAAAGACAAGUUUUCCAAAGCUCCUCUUAUAGCCGUCGUCUUGGUCCUACACACAACUAUGGACAAUAUGAAAAUUUUAAGCUUUUGUUAGUUAAAUGUAAUUGCGACCAAUAAAGCCUUGGCGGGGAGGGAAGUGGAAUGGCAGGUGGCUAAAGUAAAUGCCUUACUUGAUCUGCAAGGAGAUCCAAAUCUUAUCUUCUCACUGCUUUUAGUAAAUUAAGCAUGGAGUGCUCUCACUGGGAUUGUAAUUAGACAUCAAGUAAGUGUAGUUUAUUUUUUAGUGCGCGUUACCUGACCCGCAAGGAGUGGGAGGAUCGAAUUGAAGCUCCGUGAUUAUAGGUUGACGGCCAGUGUAUAUAUAGGUGCCAUAGAUAGCUGCCCUCCGGAUUACUAUCAAUUCCCAAGUCCCAACUACUCCAAUCCUUGGCGAGGUGAAUCAGAGCGCGGAUGGAGGUGGCUGUCGGCGUGGCGAGCUCGCUCCUUGGCAAGGUGUUCACGAAGUUAUCUGAUGACCUGGUGGCCGCGUAUGUCGACAGCCUCGAGCUCGGCCACAACUCCCAGCAGAUCAAAACAAAACUGUUGCACACACAAGGGCUGCUGCAAGUGGCCGAGGGGAGGGACGUGAGCAAUGUCACCGCCCUGCAGGCCUUGUUGGAGGAGCUGAGCAAGAAGGCCGACGAGGCGGAGGACUCGCUGGAUGAGCUCCACUACUUCAAGAUCCAGGACCAGCUUGACGGCACCAACUAUGCGGCACCGGAUCUCGGCGAUAGCCUCCGCGGCCAUGCUCGCCAUGGUGGCCAUGCUGCUCGCCACACCAUCGGUAACUGGUUCCCAUGCUUUUCUUGCUCGCGUGCGCAAGAUGAUGAUUCUGCUCCUACUGCUGUUGCCAAUAGCCCACACCACUAUGCAACCAACUCUGCUACUGCUAGUGCUGAUGAUGAUGGCGAUGUCGAUAAGUUACAUUUCGACAGAGUCACCAUGUCCAGAAAAAUUAAGUCAGUGAUAAAUGACAUACACUCUUUGUGUGAUCCCGUCUCUGAUUUGCUCAACAAAGUUCCAAGCAGCAGCACAGCCGUCACCCUAAAACGGCCUCACAUAGGGUCCACAAUUAUACAAGAUACACUGCACGGGAGGAGAGACAUUUUUGAGAAAAUUGUCAAUGAUAUCACAAGUGGCACACAUCACGGUCAAACUGUUUCUGUUCUUCCUAUAGUUGGCCCGGGGGGUAUUGGAAAGACAACUUUCACCCAACACCUGUAUAAUGAUGGUAGGACUGAAGAGCACUUUGCUGUUAUGGUUUGGGUGUGUGUAUCAACUGAUUUUGAUGUGUUGAAACUCACCCAACAGAUUCUUAACUGCAUACCUGCAACUGAAAAUGAAAUUGCAAUUGAAACAACCAAUCUAGACAGACUUCAAAAAUCCAUUGCGCAGAGACUGAAGACCAAAAGGUUCUUAAUUGUCUUGGAUGAUAUAUGGAAAUGCGAUAGUGAGGAUGAGUGGAAAACCUUGCUAGCUCCAUUCACAAAAGGGGACGCCAAAGGCAGCAUGAUACUUGUCACAACUCGAUUCCCAAAACUAGCAAGAAUGAUGAAAACAGUUGAUUCAGUAGAACUGCAAGGCUUGGAGUCUAAUGACUUCUUCACAUUCUUUGAAGCAUGUAUAUUUGGUGAACAUAAGCCCAGGGAUUAUGAAGAUGACUUAGCUUGUAUUGCAAGAGAAAUUGCAAGCAAGUUAAAGGGCUUCCCACUAGCAGCCAAAACAGUUGGUCGACUAUUGAAGAAAAAUCUUUCCCGGGAACAUUGGAAUGGAGUUCUUCACAAUCAUGAGUGGCGAAACCAGAAAAAUGAUAAUGAUAUUAUACCAUCUUUGAAAAUUAGCUACGACUACCUCCCUUUCGAUCUGAAAAAAUGCUUCUCAUAUUUUUCCCUUUAUCCUGAAGAUUGUAGGUUUAGCACUUCAGGAAUUAAUCGUUUUUGGAUUGCAAUAGGCAUCAUAGACUCUAGCCACCGAAGCGAUAAGAAUUACAUGGAAGAUCUAAUGGAAAAUGGUUUUCUCAUGAAGGAGGUUUCUAAAUAUCCUCCUUUUGAUGAAUACUAUGUAAUGCAUGAUUUAAUGCAUGAGCUAUCUCGGAUUGUCUCUGCACAAGAAUGCCUCAAUAUAAGUGAUCUAGAUUUUAGAGCUGAGGCCAUCCCACAAUCUAUUCGGCACCUAUCCAUCACCAUAGAGAAUAGAUAUGAUGAAAAAUUUAGGGAAGAAAUGGGUAAACUAAAAGGAAGGAUAGACAUUGUAAAUCUACGGACAUUGAUGAUUUUUAGAGAAUAUGAAGAAAGAAUCGUUGAGAUCUUAAAAGAUACGUUUAAAGAAACAAAAGGCCUGCGCAUCCUAGUUAUAGCAGUGAAGUCCCUUGAAUCUCUGCCACGAAGCUUUUCAAAACUUAUCCACCUUCAGUACCUGCAAAUUCGAUCACCCAAUGUCACAGAAAUGACUUUACCUAGCACACUAUCCAGAUUUUAUCACUUGAAAUCCUUGGACCUAAGUCGGUGGUGUGGUAGUUCUAAUUUGCCUAAAGACAUUAGCCGCCUUGUGAAUUUACGCGAUUUCCUCGCUAAGAAAGAACUCCACUCCAAUGUUCCUGAGGUUGGAAAGAUAAAGUAUCUGCAUGAGCUAAAAGAAUUCCAUGUUAAGAAAGAUAUUGAUGGAUUUGAUUUAAGAGAGUUGGGGGAAUUGAGAGAGCUUGGGGGAACACUCAGUAUACAUAAUCUUGAAAAUGUGGCAACCAAGGAAGAAGCUAGUGAUGCCAAAUUGAUGUUGAAAAGGGAUUUGAAAGAGUUGACAUUAGUAUGGGGCAGAGAGCAACCGACUGAUGUACAUGCUGAUAUUCUUGAUGCUCUUCAACCACACUCUAACCUUACAGCACUUGGCAUUAUAAAUCAUGGUGGCACCACUUGUCCUGGUUGGCUGUGUCCUGUGAUAAGGGUAAACAAUUUAGAGACUCUCCAUUUACACGGCGUGUCUUGGGGAACUCUUCCACCUUUUGGGCAGCUACCAUAUCUCAGGGAACUCAGCUUGAAGAGCAUUACUGGGCUGCGUCAGUUUGGUCCUGACUAUGGUGGUGUUACAGGCAAAUGUCUUUUGCAGUUGAAGAAAGUUGUGUUUCAUGACUUGUCAGAGCUUGUCCAGUGGGUUGUGGAACCUAAUUGCCAUAUGUUUACAGGUCUUGAAACCAUCGACUGCAGAAAUUGUCCGAAUCUAUGUGUGGUGCCCUUCUCGGAGUACUCUUGUACCACUUUGUCCAGGCUUUGCAUUGAUAGUUGCCCCAAAUUGUGUCUGCCCCCCAUGCCUCACACCUCCACACUAACAUAUUUUGCUGUUGAAGAAAGUUUGUAUUGCAACGGAAAAAAAUUGGAGGUUUGUGAGUAUGCCGGUGCUUUGGCCUUCCACAAUCUGGGUGAAGUAGAGGAUAUGAGUAUUGGAGAUGUAUCACACAUUUCAUGGACAGACCUCGAAAAGCUUAAAUCCUUGAAAGAACUAGCUGUCGGAAGAUGCGACAGCAUGUUCUGCGGAGAACUGGAUGGCAGUGUUAUCUUCCACAACAUGGACAAAGUUGAGAGUCUCAGAGUAGAUGUAUCUCAUCUUACCGGAAAAUUGCUGUCAAAAGUGUUCAAUAGUUGCCCAACUCUUGUUGAACUUGAUAUAAGAUCUUUAUAUGGAGACGAUGAGGCACGAGCAAUACAUUUCCCAUCAUCCAGAUCACUGCGGAAACUUAACUUCUUGAUGACGAAGGGCCUGGUUCUUCUGCCUGCAGAGGAUGGAGGAGGUAUCCAUGACAUCGCGUCGCUUCAAUCAUUAAACAUACUGCAUUGCAACAAGUUGUUCUCUCGGUGGCCCAUGGGAGGAGCUCCGAUGGCCAACCCUUUCCCUGCUUCCCUCAGGGAACUUUAUAUUACGGGAGAGUCAAGCAUGCGGUCAAUGGCUCUGCUCUCAAACCUCACGUCUCUCACCCAUCUAAGUCUAGUGGACUGUGAAAAUUUAACAGUGGAUGGGUUCAAUCCUCUCAUCACAGUCAACCUCAAGGAAUUUGAGGUCUGGAACGACAGAGGCAACUCUAUAGCAGUGGAUCUGCUCUCAGAGGUGGCAAGGAGCAAAUCAAUGCAUGCGGGUUCCUUCCAAUUGGAGAGACUGAGCGUGGAUAGCAUCUUGGCAGCACUUGUUGCUCCCAUUUGUAGCGACCUCUCUGCCACCCUCCACAAAUUGCAAUUCCAUGGUGAUGAGCAGGCAAACGGCUUCACGGAAGAGCAAGAGAAUGCGCUUCAUCUCCUCACCUCCCUCCAGAAACUAGAAUUUACCAGUUGCAAGGUUCUGCAGUCCCUCCCUCAAGGAUUACAUCGCCUUUCUUCUCUCAAGGAAUUAAAAGUCCACCGUUGUCCUGAACUCCGAUGGCUGCCAGAGGAGGGCUUCCCCACUUCGCUUCAAGUUCUAACUCUAUGGGGUGGCAGUGCCGAGCAAAAAGAGCAAGCUGAGAAACUGAAAGAAGUAUAUCCAACUUUACGAGUAGAUUAUCAUUAGCCCAAGGCUGGCUCCACUGUUGCAACAUGCACAUAGCUUCCGAUAUUUGACAGGCCGCCAGGCACCAUUGAUCUGCAAUCUGCCAGUGUGGUAGCUUUUGUUCUGCUUUCAUCUGCUAGCUGCAUGGUAUAUAUGAAGACUAAGGCGACACCUGAUAAACCUAUAGAUGAAUGUCUAUUUUAACAGAAUCUCACAGAAGCAACUUGCACGCCUGAAUCUGCAAUCUAGUUGUUCAUGUAUUGAAAUUUUAAGGCAAUGCAUUCUGCAAUCUUCUUUCUGCUUCUUUCUGGACAGGAAGCAGACAUCAGAUAUCAGAUUCUGCAAAUUUGCCUCCAGUUCUGCUUUUAUGGAAUUAUUAAUCCUGUGCGUGCUUGCCAAUUUCGGUAGAAAAGUAAGUAUCAAGUAGCAGCUAUCUUCUCAUAACCCUUCUACCACUUCUUGCAUAUGGAGGCACCUAUCUUUUGCUGUUAGGUUACCAUCAACAAAAUGAAGAAAACCCACAAUUUUCCUUUUUGAAGUAAAUGGCAACGUGAAGUGAAGGUGUUUAAGAGGAUCUGGUCUUAUUUCUCCGGGCCCUGUGAAGGAUCAACUAUCUGAGCAUUCCGAAGCUUAGAGUGGCAUCAUGUUCAAUGUGCAGGCUGCUGGUAGUUUGCCACAAUAAUUUGCAACAGUCGCUGAUAAAUUUUAAGAUGCUCCUAAGCUAUUCUGGACUGUUCAUUCCUUUUGAUCCAACAGUUUAGAUUGAACAUGGUAUCUACUAUCUCCUAGGAGGUAAUAAGACACCCAUAACUCUUAAAUAGGUACCAUUGCCUUUUAUAUUCGAGUAUCAGUUGACAAAAUGAAAGCAUAUUGCCAUUUAUUCCUGCCAUAUUGGCAGUGUGUGAAGGAAGGAACUUAAAGAAUAUCAUAGCAUGAUAAUAAUCGAGCAAUAUCUUCGAUCGGAUUAGAAAAAAGAAUCAUUUCUGGUUAUAUCUUGUAAAUGAGUGUAACAUGACAACAAAUAUGAUAUGUCAACCUUUUUUUGACCGUGUGAAGAGAAAUUCUAGUGACAUGCAUGAUUAUUCCGGUAACGUGACAACAUUUGCUAUACAUUUUGCUUGUACUGUGGCAACAAUUUUUUAAUAUGGACAGAUUGCACUUGUAAUUUGGAAAUUUAUCAGAUCAUCAGAUCAAACACAAUAAAUCUUGGAACGUUUAUAUGUGACUGAAAUAUAAUAAAUUUUCAGGGGACUGUCAAUUAAUUAGCAACACCGAUUAAAUAAUGACCAUGACACGAGCCCAUCAUGUUUUUUAAACUUUGCCUGCAAUGAGUUAAAGUUAUCUUAGUACAUCUUCAUGUUUUGUAGCGUAUACAAAAUUAGCACUCCACGUUUAUGUGCAAGUGGGACUUUCCUUUCGAAUGGGGACAUGGUAAUCAGGAUUAAGGAACAUUAAUUACACUUCCCUGUAGACUAUGCAUUUGGUUGUGACAAGGACAUAGAUCCAUUGUUUAUAACAAUGAUAUUUCCAAGCAUUGCUUAUGUGUUUAAGUGGUAGAGAUUUUAAAGUUUUAAGCUGUCACACAAGACAAAUACUGUGAUAAAAUCAUGUACGUAAUUUUGUUAACAUAUUAGGCCAUACUAACAAAUUUAAUGGUUUCUGCUGGUGUGCAAUAUGAUAAUUAUUAGUAACCUUCGUGUUACACAAAAAAUGCAGGUUCUGUGUUUGCUUUCUUGGAGCAUUGGACAAUUCGCUUGUGCUGUCAUUAGCCAAGUCUUCCUAGUUCCUAGUAAUUGGAUAGCAUGUGUUUUAAGAGAUUAACAAUUUGGGUGGAUGAGCAUCACCGAAACUAUAGUGAAGCUUCACUGCCUUGCCUCCAUUUCAUUCUCUGAUAGGUCAUCCUCUGUCUUGUUACUUUAUAUGGUCAAGGUAGCAGACCUCCCUUAUUGUUGGUUUAAUGCAACGAUGUUUGUUUAGCCUUUUCUGAACCGCUUAAUGCUGAAACACACGAGUAAUUUUAACAUGCUCCCUCUUACCCCCUCUUUUCACAUGGGAGGUAAGAAGGUAAGAGUUAAACAGACCACUACUUAAGCAAAUCAAUGGCUCAGAUCUAUUAUGUACUCUUACCCUCUCAUGUGAAAGGGGGGGGGGGGGUAACCAUGCUAAAAUUUGUCAAAACACAUUUCAUGCGGUAUCAGUGUAGGGUGAUUCUUUGUUCAUGGAUGUGUGCUACCAUCAGGUUUAUGUUCCGGCAAGUACGGAUCCUGUGGUAACCAACUGCUAUCUGGUAGGGAUUGCAUAUAAUUCACUGGCAUCCCUUGCCUUGUUUUAGAACAAUUACAACCAACAGUGAAUCUGGCCGUUGGCAUUCAGGACAUAGCUCUUCUCUCCAAAUAAUAACAGUAAAGGAAACAUUUGUCCCGACAUUUUGAGUGAGCCGAGCCGGGGAGUCCCGCAGUGACCAUUUAAAAGGUCCUAGGUUCAAAUCAGCCUCUUUGCACAAAAAAAAAGUAAGGGAAAGGCUGUCCAGAAACUCCCUUCCUCAGAGUCCACACUGUGUGUGAGCUUUCAGCAUUUGGGUACGCCCUUACUAAAGCUCAAAAUUGACAAUGUGUCAGAGUGUCAGAAGUGGUAAGCUCAAAAUUGACAAUGUGUGAGAGUGUCAGAAGUGGCGUUCCUCUCAAUUUGCUCGCUCCCAGUUGACGAGCCCAUACCCUGAGCGUGUUUUCAAGUUCAGCUUCCAGGCGAAGGUGUGGCACCAGGAUGAGAUCAGAUGGAGAUGGACCGCCAACGGUUGCUACUCUGCUUCGAGCGCCCAGCGCAUUCAGUUUGUUGGCAGAACUAAGCCAGAGCCGAUCUGGCAUGUUAUGCAAGUACCAUCCACGGAACAAGUUACUGCAAAGACUCCACAAGUUUGCUCCAUCCACGGCUUGGUUCUCACGAUUGAUCAUUUAGUUUUUUAAGUUGUUCUCACGCCUGACUAAUAUGUGUGCCUCUAGUGUAAGUAUUUCCACGAGUGCCCUGUGAAGCCGAAUGAGAAGUCUGAGUUUGAGUUUGUAUGCAGUUGGUUGGAUUGCGUGUGCUGUUUUGUGUUGUGUUUUGUUGCGAGCACUAGAUCCCGUUUAGUGUUAGCUGUUAUGUGUGGAUCCAAGGGUUUGUCCUGUAAACCUCCAUAUAGGAUUCUUUUGGUUCCAUUUUGUGGUUCUAUCAAGGUCCACAAGUAUCAUGAUA
Messenger RNA from Aegilops tauschii subsp. strangulata, 8731 nucleotides. NCBI's taxonomy places the organism in Eukaryota, Viridiplantae, Streptophyta, Magnoliopsida, Poales, Poaceae. The record is from RefSeq and is a predicted model, not a curated record.